UCUAAACAUUUAUACAUAAAAUAAAAUUUAAAAUAAAACAACAAAUGUUCAUCCAAUUUUUUAUAACAAAUUUUUGUUUGACUUUGAGGUUUUACUUUUUUAAAGAUCUUUUUCUCCGGCUGUCUACCACCAAACAUUAAUUCUUCGAUCAAUCUCCCACCUCAAUAAAUCCAUUUUUUUAAGUAUUUUCAUUAAAGCAUGAAAGUUUUUUUGGAGAUUAAAUAAAAUUUUGGGAAUUACUUUCCCUCGUUAGCAGCCUUUGUCCUAUCGUCACUGAAUCUUGAUUUAAAAAAUUAUUCCUAGUAUAUCAAAUCAUUUUUAUCUCUUUUAUCUCCAUUAGUCUUCAAAUUGAUAAUUAAUUUAUUUUAAUGGGUAGUCGUUAUUUAAAUCUUCCCCAAACCGGAGAAGUUCCUUCUUCCAUGGUUGAUCAAUUUUUUAAUAAUGACCAACAUCCUCCACCCGCUAGAAAGAAAACAAUUCAAGAACUCGAAGAAGAGGAAAGAGAAGCUAGAGAAAAAGCUGAAAUUGCGAUUACCGAAGCUUUAUUAAAUGAAGAUUUGGAAAAUAUAGAGGAUUUAAAAAAUGGAAGUAAUGGAGGUGAUAAAGGAAUAAAGAAAAGGAGAUCAUUUCCCUCACCAUCAAGUAAAGGAAGUGGUCCCCUUGGUUGGCUAGGCAUUACCCAACUUAUUUUGGGGUUAUUUCUUCUAAUAUUUGAUGCUUUUACAAAUCCUUUAAGUCAAUCCAAUUUUGGUGUUUCUGCUUCAUUAUUUGCUGUUUUAUCUUCAGUUUUGAGUUUUAUAUCUGCUAGUCGAUGGCCAGAAAGAAUUUCCUUAUGUAUUUUAUUACCUGGUUGUGUAUUUACUUCUCUUUUAUGGGCUUGUUUGGGUAUUGAAAGUAGCCAAAAACUUUCCAACCAACCAAUUCCUAUUAAAAUUAAUUGUCCACAAACAAAACAAUUAAUAGAACCUUUAAUUUGGGUAAAAUGGUUAAAAGAAGAAAGUUUUUUAAAUAUUCGAAAAUGUAUUGGUCCAGCAAUUAAUUCUAUAUUAUUAUGUUUUGCCUUAAUUGGAGGAUUUUUAUCUUUAUGUUCUUUGCUUGUUUGUUGUCGUUCUUUACAUUUAGCAUGUUCUAAUCCAUCAAAAAUAAAAAAAUUAAAAAGAAAAAUGUCUGUCAAUAAACCAAUGAUUUCUGCCGCAAAUAGGCCCUUUACUUUAUUAAUUUCACCAACAGGGAGACUUCGAACAAAAAUUCCAAAAUUACCGUUAAGAAAGAUAAUUGAAGAAGAAAAUAAAACGAAUGAAACUAAUUGUUGUGAAUAAAAUAAUUUAAAAAAGAAAUUUUUAUUUAAAUUAAUUAUAAAUGAAGAGAGAUCAUUUUUUAAAUAAUUUUUAAAUUUAAUUUGUAAAAAUGACUGAAGAAAAGAGUAGUUAACCCAACGUUUUGCGCACAAAGGGAUGCCGCCAUCCUUUUGGAUGGGUGGUUAACCGCAAUUAAUUAUGAUUUAUGUUCGCGCACUAGCUUAAACCUAUUGACAGCUUUGGUGGGGGAGGGGUCCGCGCGAGCUAUCCUUAUCCUAUUGAGUGAGUGGGUGGUAGGAGGGGGGAGGAUUUUCAAAUUAGAGCUGGGG
Messenger RNA from Meloidogyne enterolobii, 1627 nucleotides. Lineage: Eukaryota; Metazoa; Nematoda; Chromadorea; Rhabditida; Meloidogynidae. The record is from the annotation of a GenBank genome assembly.